This is a messenger RNA of Anolis sagrei ordinatus, 3614 nucleotides long. NCBI's taxonomy places the organism in Eukaryota, Metazoa, Chordata, Lepidosauria, Squamata, Anolidae. The record is from RefSeq and is a predicted model, not a curated record.
CUUCCGGAGGAGGAGGAGGAGGCGGGAAAGAGUAGGCCUUCCGGGAAGUGGAAGAAGGAGGAGGUAACCUCUGAAUGAACCUUGUGAAGAACAUUUCCUUUUGACUUAGGUCAGGAAUGAAAUUGCACAGCACUCACUAGAAAUAAGUUGGAGAAAUUAUACUUCAAGCUACAUAGCUGUGUAUUCAAGGAGGAAAGGGAGGAUUGUGCUGUAAACAGUGGGGCUUGGUAAUUUAUUCAAAUGAAAUAGAGCAAUAGAGAGACUGAGAAGAGGAAAUCAGGAGACCUUCUGGCAUAAUAUUUGAAUCAUAAAUGUAAAAGAAUGGAAAAUCUCCAUUCCUUGUCAAAAUCACACACAGGGGAGAAGCGACAUAAUUGUAUGGACUGUGUGAAAUAUUUCACUGGGAGAAGUUCUAUUACUACACAUCAACGAACUCACACAGAAGAGAAGCUGUAUAAAUGCAUGGAAUGUGGAAAGAGCUUCAGGGAUAGUGGAAAGCUGCGUUCCCAUCAAAGGACCCACACAGGGGAGAAGCCCUAUAAAUGCGUGGAAUGUGGAAAGAGCUUCAGUCACAGUGGGGGUCUGAAUAUCCAUCAAAGAACCCACACAGGGGAGAAGCCCUAUAAAUGCAUGGAAUGUGGAAAGUGCUUCGGUCAUAGUGGGAGUCUGCGUAUCCAUCAAAGGACCCACACAGGGGAGAAGCCGCAUAACUGCAUGGAAUGUGGAAAGUGCUUCAGUGACAGUGGACAUUUGCGUACCCAUCAAAGAACCCACACAGGGGAGAAACCACAUAAAUGCAUGCAAUGUGGAAAGAGCUUCAGUCAGAGUGCAAAUUUGCAUACCCAUCAAAGGACCCACACAGGGGAGAAGCCACAUACAUGCAUAGAAUGUGGAAAGAGCUUCAGUCGCAGUGGACAUCUGCGUUCCCAUCACAGGAUCCACACAGGGGAGAAGCCACAUACAUGCAUGGAAUGUGGAAAGAGUUUCAGUGAGAGCGGACAUCUGCGUACCCAUCAAAUGACCCACACAGGGGAGAAGCCACAUGAAUGCGUGGAAUGUGGAAAGAGCUUCAGUGAGAGUGGGAAGCUGCGUUCCCAUCAACGGGUCCACACAGGAGAGAAGCCACAUAAAUGCAUGGAAUGUGGAAAGAGCUUCAGACACAGUGCGAGUCUGCGUACCCAUCAAACGAUCCACACAGGGGAGAAACCACAUAAAUGCAUGCAAUGUGGAAAGAGCUUCAGUCUGAGUGCAAAUCUGCGUACCCAUGAAAGGACCCACACAGGGGAGAAACCACAUAAAUGCAUAGAAUGUGGAAAGAGCUUCAGUCGCAGUGGACAUCUGCGUUCCCAUCAAAGGACCCACGCAGAGAAGCCACAUAAAUGCAUGGAAUGUGGAAAGAGCUUCAGUCACAGUGCGAAUCUGCAUACCCAUCAAAUGACCCACUCAAGGGACAAUGCAUUAGACAUGAAAGAGCUCACACACAGCUAGAGGAGACCUGCCUUUAUGUUUCCAAGGGUCCCAGGUAGACAAAAAAUUGGGAUGAUGGACAGAAAAAAGAAGGCUGCCAACUUGCUCUCUAUCUGUCAUGUGCAGCAGUUUGUGUGGUCUGGCUUGACAGAGUGUUCAGGACUCAGGAGGCUUUUUCUCUGUAUUGCAGCCAGUUAGGAAGGGGUUAACCUGACCUUUUCUUCCUCAAGACCCUGUAAUCCUGUUCUGGACUGUUGUACCCUGAGUAAUCGUUGACUUCAAAUUCUGGACAGACUACUCGGCUUGUUUUAUGGAAUUGGACUUCAGUUUGCAUCCCUGUUUAUCUGGCUUGACUUUGGAAUUCUGACUUUGGUUUGUACUCUUGGAUUCUUGGUAGUUAUUUUAUGAACUGUGGUUAAUGCAUUCCUGACAUCUGACUAUUGGACUGUGACCUUGGCAAAUAUAGGGUGAGGCAGCAUAACUUCCUUUUUAAAAAUGCGUGCCAUUCAGUCAGUUGAAGACGUAGUGGAGCGCUAGUGGUCUUGUUCAAGAGGUGGGAGUAUAAAGUUUUGUCCCGACACAGUUCAGUCGCCAUCAUGCGUUGGAAUGCUUUUACCGUUGAGGCCUACUUUUCGAGCGGAUUUGGAGUGGCCGGCCUGCUCCAGAUUUGGCCCCUUGUGAUUUUUUUCUAUGGGUUUUUUGAAAACCCGUGUUUAUGUGAAACAUCCAAGGACCCUACAAGAUUCGAAGACCAACAUCCAGGAAGAAAGUGCCAACAUAACGUAUGCUAUGCUGGCAAGAGUCAUGACAAAUGCCAGAAAUUGGUGUACUCAUUGUGUGGAGAAUGGGGGACGUCACCUACCUAAUUUGAUUUUCAAAACUAUGUAAAACAAAACUUUAGGUGUGCGCCUACAUUAUAAUUUUUUUCUGAUUCAUACAAUGGGUUUUUAUUAAGUUUUGAACAAAGGAAGUUAUGCUGCCUCACCCUGUAUUUGUAUAUUUGUAAGUUAUGUGGUCAGAGAUACAAUGGGGUGUAAUAAUAAUAAUAAUAAUAAUAAUAAUAAUAAUAAUGCGUGCUUAGAGUAAAGCCCCUAUAUAACAACAUCAACUUUAUUUUUAUCUCACCCUAUCUCUCUGAAGGGACUCAAAGGUGGUUUACAAUAGGAAGAUUGGCAAGCAAACAAAUCAAAUUAUAAACAGUAAAUGAAUAAUAUCAAAAUAUAAGUAUAAAAUAACCCAAACUAUAUAAAAUAACCAAAUUACCAAGAUUAAAAUGCAUACAACAUUUAAGAUACAUUGAAUAGGGACCCCUAUUGAGGUGGUGAUUGGGAGGGGAGGAUGUGGGAAAGGGAGACACAGAUCAUUAAUUUGGCCUAAACAUUGGAACAGAUCAAAUAUAACAAUCCAACCUAUAAGUGAAAACUCUAAAUUACCAGUUCGGCCAGAAAUUGAAGGAAGAACUCUUGUAAAUUUAAAUAGGACUCCUGACAAGGUUAUUAUUAUUAUUAUUAUUAUUAUUAUUAUUAAACUUUAUUUGUACCCCUCUAGCAUCUACCCCGCUAGCAUUAUUUGUAUCCCGCUAGCUGAGUACCCAGGAUGGCGGUCCCUACAGGUUGUGAGUGGUGCUAUUCAAUGCCAGGUGCGUGAAUGGAAAAACAUCUAUUAUUCAGGAUCUAAUCCUUGAAGAACAUGCUGACCUGGCUUGUAUAACGGAGACCUAGUUGGACGAGGCUGGGGGGGGUUAAUCUCUCCCAGCUUUGUCCACCAGACUACUCCGUUCAGCACCAGUCAAGAUCUGGAGGGAGGGGGUGUUGCAAUUGCUAUAAGGAUACCAUCCCCCUGACCAGGUGCCCCAUCCCGCAGUCUACCACAUUUGAGUGUGUCGGCCUGAGAAUUGGUGACCAGGAUAGGGAUUCUGUUGGUGUACCGACCACCCCGUUCCACUACAGUCUCCCUACCUGAGCUAGCCGGAGUGGUCUCAGGUCUGGCCUUUGAGUCCCAACAACUCAUUGUGCUGGGGGACUUCAAUGUCCAUGCCAAGACCACUCUGUCAGGAGCGGCUCAGGACUUCAUGUCAGCCGUGGCAACCAUGGGCCUGUCCCAAUUAGUAUCUGGUCCCACCCACAGUGCUGGACACACGCUGGAUC